AUGUUCAAUCACGACCACGACCGAUCCAGCGAUAAAGACUCAUCGUCGAAAGAAAGCUCUUCCAGAGGACACUCACAUGAAGCUCUCAGUGAGUCUACAUCUGGAUCACAUUUCUCCAGCCGUUUAAAAAGCUUCUUCCGGUUUGGAAGACAUCGGUCUGCCACCGUAAGCACAAACUCUCCAUUAAUGAGUGAGCAGAGUCGGGGCAAACAUCACGGUCGCAGUGGAAAGCACGAAGAUUCACACCAUCGAAAUUCCAAUAGUAGCUCCAGUUCAGACCAUGGCUUGCAGUUACGUCGGGUCUCUUCAGCUCCCAACAACCCGGGUGUCGUAUCUGGUGUGUCUGCUGCCAAAGAGCAUAAGGGAGGUGCAGGCAAUGGCGCUCCUCUUGCUCUGUUCUCUUCCUCGUCCCGAAAACCGUUCUUCAAAAUUGCAAAAAACAACAAUCAGACUUAUAUCUUUGGACAAAACGAAUACACACAGCGCACGUAUUCCGGAAACUCAACAAAAAUUGGCGAUGUCGAGGUCACCCCUAAUAGUUUCGAAAAGAUUAGACUACUUGGAAGCGGUGACGUUGGCAAAGUUUACCUUGUAAAACAAAAAAGCAACAAUCGUUUGUUCGCAAUGAAAGUUCUUAACAAACAAGAAAUGAUCAAGCGACACAAAGUCAAUCGUGUUCUUGCCGAACAGGAAAUUCUUGCCAAAAGUAACCACCCAUUCAUUGUUCCCUUGUAUCACUCAUUUCAAUCGGAAGAUUACCUGUAUCUGUGUAUGGAAUACUGCAUGGGCGGCGAGUUUUUUCGUGCGUUACAAUCGCUUCCCUCUCGAACACUCCCUGAGCAAAGCGCUUGCUUUUAUGCGGCAGAAGUUACUGCUGCCCUGGAAUAUUUGCACUUGAUGGGAUUUAUAUAUCGAGAUUUGAAACCCGAAAACAUUCUUCUUCAUCAGUCGGGACACAUUAUGCUUUCCGAUUUUGACCUCUCAAAACCUAUUCCUACUACGAGUUCGCCUACCGUCGUUGUUUCCAAGAACCACACCUCUUCUGCUAACAAUUUGGCCAUUGACACGCACACAUACUUGGCAAAAUACCGGACCAACUCGUUUGUCGGCACAGAAGAGUACAUUGCACCAGAAGUAAUUCGUAGCUGUGGCCAUACUGUCGCCGUAGACUGGUGGACGUUGGGUAUCUUUUUAUACGAAAUCUUGUAUGGAGUUACGCCCUUUAAGGGCAAAAAUCGGCACGCAACAUUUUCGAAUAUCUUGUACGCUGAUGUUACUUUUCCCGAAUACCACGGGGCACCUAACGUAUCGAACACAUGCAAGAAUCUCAUUCGAAAGCUUCUCAUAAAAGACGAGACAAAACGUUUUGGCUCGAUAGCCGGUGCUUCUGAUAUAAAGUCGCAUCCAUUUUUCCGCAACAUCCAGUGGGCCCUGUUGCGCAGUAUAAAACCGCCUAUCAUUCCUAAAGUCAAAGAUGGUAUGGAGGCUGUCAGCGCUAGCGAGCACGCCGAAAAAAGCGAAAGUGUCGACUUUUUGUCUUCACAGAUACUUGUUGGUCCUAGCCUGCCAGCAGUUGGCAUGAAUCUAGCUACACCUCCACAGGAAAAGUCGGAUCCUUUCGAUAACUUCAACUCGGUAACCCUUCAUCACGCAGGUGACGAGUAG
Schizosaccharomyces japonicus yFS275 is the source of this 1665-nucleotide messenger RNA. RefSeq names its product AGC/RSK protein kinase Ppk22. Lineage: Eukaryota; Fungi; Ascomycota; Schizosaccharomycetes; Schizosaccharomycetales; Schizosaccharomycetaceae. The record is from RefSeq and is a predicted model, not a curated record. Gene Ontology annotation, molecular function: protein kinase activity; kinase activity; transferase activity. Bases 1 to 1665 code for a protein of 554 amino acids. The transcript is spliced from 2 exons.